AGACUGACGGCACAAUGGUGGAAUUUACCACCAACAUAAUGUACACAUUGCUCAACGAAACAUUCUACUCUCCAACCAACCACAGCCUGCAGGCGGAGAGCACCAGCAUCAGGGCGUUCAACUUCUACGUUCUCGGCAUCUUCGGAAACACCCUCGCCGCCUUCGGCCUGAUCGCCAACACUCUUUCCAUCAUCGUGCUGAGACACCGGCGCAUGCAGUCGUCCACCUCCCUCUACCUCAUCACGCUGGCCAUCUACGACAACAUCAUCCUCGUGACCAUGAUCCUGUUCUUCGGGCUCCCGAACCUGUACCCGGAGACCCCAAUCCUGGAGGACUACUACUUCAACUACAACCACGCGGUUCCAUUCGGCUACCCGAUCGGUCUGGCCGCCCAGAUGGGCUCCAUCUACACGUGUGUGGCCUUCACCGUGGAGCGCUACAUCGCCGUCUGCAAGCCGCUGCACGCGGCCAACAUGUGCACCAAGUCGCGCGCCAAGAAGGCCAUGAUGCUCAUCUUCCUGUGGGUGGUCGUCUACAACAUCCCGCGCUACUUCCACUACCGCAUCCAGGUGCACGUGGUCGCCGGCAGCAACAAGACUCAGGCGGUGCCCAACACAACGGCGUUUGGCGACCACCAGGUCUUCAAGCAGGUCUACCUCGUGUACCUGCAGCUCUUCUUCAUGUUCCUCAUCCCUUUCUGCAUCCUGCUCGUCCUCAACACAGCCCUGAUGCGUGCCCUCAACCGGUCGCGCUUCAUGCGUCAGCAGAUCUCGACAUCGGCGCAGCGAGAGCAUAACCUCACAGUGAUGCUGAUCGCCGUCAUCAUCGUGUUCCUCGUGUGCCAGUUCCCGUCGAUCAUCGACAACAUUCUGCUCGCGUCCGUCGAGGCGUUCUACCUGCGCGUCAACACACACUACCUGCGAUUCUACACGAUGUGCACGCUCAUGGUGGAGGUGAACUCUGCAGUCAACUUCAUCAUGUACUGCGUGUUCGGCAAGAAGUUCCGCAUGAUCUUCCUGCAUAUAUUCGGGUUUAAAAAAAUUCACAAGCAGCUCCAGUAUAGAAGUACUUUAUAUAACACAAGGUCUAAUGGGAUUCGGACAUAUGAUAUGGAAGUGUCGUUGGUAUAGUAAAAAAAUCCCCAAGAUAUGUAUACUUCACAGUGUAUCUCCAUAUCAUCAGUGGAAGGAAUAUAUUAGUUAUAUAAGAA
Messenger RNA from Gigantopelta aegis, 1210 nucleotides. RefSeq names its product FMRFamide receptor-like. The record is from RefSeq and is a predicted model, not a curated record. NCBI's taxonomy places the organism in Eukaryota, Metazoa, Mollusca, Gastropoda, Neomphalida, Peltospiridae. The transcript has a single exon. Gene Ontology annotation, molecular function: G protein-coupled receptor activity. Gene Ontology annotation, cellular component: membrane. Bases 15 to 1130 code for a protein of 371 amino acids. Gene Ontology annotation, biological process: G protein-coupled receptor signaling pathway.